AUUAUUUGAAAGAAAAAGUCAAAGGUAGCCAUGUGUUGUUUCCUGAUCGGGCUGGAGGUACACGGCUAUACCAUGAUCUCCGAGGUUUUUAGGUCAGGAAUUAUUCUCAAGCACAUCAGACGUGCCUCCACUCGUACACUCUACGCCACGAUUUCCCGCCAUAACGACGUCUGACUAACUGACUAUGUCUUCAAGUACAUAGCUAGGUCGGUUUCUGAUGCCCAGCUAAAUCCAAAAUCUUCUUCCAUCUGGCCCAUUGCUACAGAAUUCGGAGUGUUCAAUUUAUUCUUUCCUCAAUAUUCAGGGUUGUUCUAUCUCAAGGUUCCUGAUUCACCUGCUUGUCCAUGGCUAUGCAAACCGGAAUUAGCCUUUCCAGGAUCAUUGUCCUUGCCGGUGCAGGAUACACCGGUACGAUUCUGUUAAAAAAUGGUAAAUUGUCUGACCUGAUCGGUGAACUUCAGUCGUUGGUAAAGGGACUGGAAAAAUCUGGGGAACCUGCAGAUAGUGAUUCACACUACAGUGAUGCCAUUGCCCAACAGGUGAAGCGUUUGGCAAUGGAGGUUCGGCAACUGGCCUCAUCAAGGCAAAUAACUGUUCUCAAUGGGGGCUCUGGCCAAACAGGCAACUUAACUGGUCUCAUUGUUCCAGCUGCUGCCUUGGGGGCAUUGGGUUAUGUUUACAUGUGGUGGAAGGGUUUGAAAUUCUCAGAUCUUUUGUAUGUAACAAAGCGCAGUAUGGCAAAUGCUGUUUCAAACUUGACAAAGAAUUUGGAGCAAGUAUCUGAGGCUCUAUCUGCUGCAAAGGUACAUUUGACGCAGCGAAUACAACUUUUGGAUGAUAAAAUGGAGUGUCAAAAAGAGAUCUCAAAGGCAAUUCAAAAUGACGUUAAUGCUGCUUCCGAAAAUAUAUCACAAAUUGGCUCAGAGCUGUGGCAGUUGCAAUGUCUAGUUUCUGGUUUGGACGGGAAGAUAGGUUCUUUGGAGGAGAAGCAGGAUAUUGCAAAUAUGGGGGUGUUGUACCUGUGCAAUUUUGUUGGUGGCAAAAAAAUGAAAAUGCCUAAAGCUCUGGAGGAUCAACUUAAACCUUCUGGGAGAACUCGUAGUUCACUCGCAUAUCCUGAAGCUGCAAGUUUGACUGGUCUUAAGGAGCUUGCAGACAGUUUAUCUCAAACUAUCAGUGAACCAACUGAUGUCAUACUGCAAGAUGGAAUUGAUAAAUUGAAAGACCCAUCAUGUACAACACAAAGUGACCAACCAAGAACCCUACUUAGACUGCAUUUGCUCAGUGCCUGAAAUAAGUGCUUCUCCAAAUGUUAAGCAGCAUUACUUUUUUCUCAAACAUUAUGCUAGCAUGUAGAUCUAUUUUGUUUUACAUGGCAUAAAUUUUGCAGGUUUUGUUCAGUCAAGUGUUGAGGCAAUAUUCUGAGCAGGAUGGUUAACGAAUUUUAUUUUGGCAACAUACUCGUAAAGUGGAUUGUAGUAUUUCCGUACAAAUAAGGGAAGCCUCGAGCACACAGGAUGAUCUAAUUACUGGGAAAAUGAUGGUUAAUUGCUUAUGGUAGUCUUUGUAUUCUACUUCAUAGUGCAUAUUAAGUUUUUGAAGUUUAAUGAACACAUCUAUUCUGUAAAACGCAUGAUGGAUGUGCAUCCUUUAGAGCUGUAGACAUCAUAGUAUAGUUUUUAUUGUUAUUUUGUUAUGAA
Manihot esculenta (cassava) is the source of this 1700-nucleotide messenger RNA. RefSeq lists its product as uncharacterized. The record is from RefSeq and is a predicted model, not a curated record. NCBI's taxonomy places the organism in Eukaryota, Viridiplantae, Streptophyta, Magnoliopsida, Malpighiales, Euphorbiaceae. The transcript is spliced from 13 exons. Bases 345 to 1292 code for a protein of 315 amino acids.